Condylura cristata (star-nosed mole) is the source of this 1240-nucleotide messenger RNA. It is a transcript of the gene BMP7, whose product is annotated as bone morphogenetic protein 7. The record is from RefSeq and is a predicted model, not a curated record. Gene Ontology annotation, biological process: SMAD protein signal transduction. Lineage: Eukaryota; Metazoa; Chordata; Mammalia; Eulipotyphla; Talpidae. The coding region runs from base 1 to 414 and encodes 137 amino acids. Gene Ontology annotation, cellular component: extracellular region. The transcript has 3 exons. Gene Ontology annotation, molecular function: growth factor activity; cytokine activity.
AUGGCCAGCUGUGCAGGCCCCCACCUUACACCAGGACACCUCACGGCCUUUGUUUCCUCUCCCCACCACCACGCAGAAAACAGCAGCAGUGACCAGAGACAGGCCUGCAAGAAGCAUGAACUGUAUGUCAGCUUUCGAGACCUGGGCUGGCAGGACUGGAUCAUCGCCCCGGAAGGCUACGCCGCCUACUACUGCGAGGGGGAGUGCGCCUUCCCGCUGAACUCGUACAUGAACGCCACCAACCACGCCAUCGUGCAGACGCUGGUCCACUUCAUCAACCCGGACACGGUGCCCAAGCCCUGCUGUGCCCCGACGCAGCUCAACGCCAUCUCCGUGCUCUACUUCGACGACAGUGCCAACGUCAUCCUGAAGAAGUACAGGAACAUGGUCGUGCGGGCCUGCGGCUGCCACUAGCCCCGAGGCCACCGGGCCCUGUGCCCCACCGCCCUGCCCUAAGGAGCCGGCAGGCCCAUCUCCUCCUGUGAGGCUGCCGGUCCCCUCCCCGCGCGAACGGUGCAGGAAAUGAAGGAACUCACAGGCGACGCUUCGGUCCGUUUCUCUCCGGCAUCCUCAGACAAGAUCCCACGGGCCGCAGCCGGCGCUGCCCAGCAGGAGAACAGGGAGGAAGACCGGCGGCCGCCCCCGGCCGGCGUCUUGGCCCCGGGCAGCCGCAGGACACCCUGCGGCCGAAGCCUGGCGGCAGCGGAGGCUCACACAGGGUGGGUGCGUCUGAGUCCGCACUCAGGGCGAGCCGACUCGAAGUUCCUGUACUAAAUGUCACAAUAAAACGAAUGAAUGAAAAUGGUUAGGAUGUGACAGAUAUAUUUUCCUAAGCAGUCUCCCCCCACCCCUGGUUCUCUGACUUCAUAAACAGAAGCUGUGGCCGACGGGGGUGGGCACCCUCCCCUCCACCCUGGUUUCCUUCUGAGGCCUGCGCAGCCCACACCCAGCUCGGCAGGCGGGGAGCGGGGAGGGUGCAUUGUCCUAGGUGGAAACACCCCGCGGCCCAGCUGCUGUGUGGGCGCAGAAGUUAGGGUCCUGCAGGCCCACAGGCACGUUUGCCGUUGGCUUCCUGCCCUCCAUGGCGGGGGCGGCGGCAGAGGGCAGCGCUGUGGACGGCCACGUGACCGUGGACUCUGGCCCACAGCGCCCUUUUUAGGGCAGCAAGGGCACCCAGCUCCCAGUCGGGGGGGCGGGGAGAGGGGGGCGCUGUCCUUUCCCCAAGUCUACCCCUCCCUUG